UCUCACGCUGAUGCAUUCGUGCACUUUUUGCUACAGUUCAGAUGUCUUGUAUCUUGAUCAAACUACAGCAGUUGUGCCGCAGUCUGUUGAGAUUAUUUUGAGCUCCUGCUAGGCAAGGCUGGCUUUUAAAAAUAUUUUUCUAAUCAAUGUUUGGCCUUUUGGCAACUCCGUGAACUUUUAUUGUUCCAGCACGGAAGGAAAUGUAUAUUUUAAGGAGAACAUGUUGACUCUAUUAAGACGUCUUCAGUUGUGGAAGCAUGGGAAGCCCGGGCUGAAGUUUGAGCGUGGCUAAACAAAUCUCCUGAGGCAAGAAAUAAAAAAAUGUUGAUGUCCAAACCUUCUAGUGACUGAGGUGAGGUGUUGAACAAUGGACGGCAACCUGAGCACAUCAGCAUCUGCUUUAAGGAACGACACGCUCCCCUACCACCCUGCAGCAGGAUCCUGGAUCCUCCUCAUACUAGUGGCUAUCAUUGUCAUCAUCGUGGUGGGAAACUUGCUGGUGAUCAUCGCCAUAGCUUCAACUUCCCAGCUUCAGACCACGACAAACAUCUUCAUCAUGUCUCUAGCGUGCGCUGACCUCAUCAUGGGUGUCCUUGUAGUGCCCCUGGGGGCCACCAUUGUCCUGACAGGCAACUGGCAGCUCGACGAAACAUCUUGUGAUUUCUGGACUUCAGUGGAUGUUUUAUGCGUGACGGCCAGCAUAGAGACACUCUGCGUGAUAGCGGUGGACCGUUACAUAGCCAUUACGAGGCCGCUCCGACACCAAGUUUUACUGUGUAAAUGGCGUGCCAGGGCGAUCGUUUGUUUGGUGUGGAUCGUUUCAGCUUUAAUCUCUUUUGUACCAAUCAUGAAAGGCUACUGGCGUGCAGACAAUGAAUACGAAGCCAGGAUGUGCUACGAUGACCCAGCUUGUUGUGACUUUGUCACUAACUGGGCCUAUGCCAUCGUAUCUUCCAUUGUGUCUUUCUACAUUCCUCUCUUUAUCAUGAUCUUUGUAUACGCAAAGGUCUUCCUAAUAGCAAGACGGCAAGUGCAGCUCAUUGAUAAAAGUAGAAUGCGUUUCAAACACGAGUGCUCAACACUGGAAAUGCAAUAUGGUUCCGAUGUCAACAAUGGGGCCCUCCAGUCUGUGUGCAUUAGCCAAGGCAGUAGCGGUAUUGGGAAGAAGGGCGUCAAGCGAAGACCGUCACGUUUAUUACUUGUUAAAGAACAAAAGGCCCUAAAAACCUUGGGUAUCAUCAUGGGGACUUUUACAGUCUGCUGGCUGCCGUUCUUUGUGGCCAACAUCAUCAACGCUUUUGACCGAAGCGUUCCAUCGGAAAGGAUCUUCAGACUCUUAAACUGGUUGGGUUACGUGAACUCUGGCCUUAAUCCCAUCAUCUACUGCCGGAGUGCGGAGUUCCGCGUUGCCUUCAAGAACCUUCUCGGCUGUCCGUGGCUGUCCACCCUGUGGCUCAACACCAUCUAUAAAGAAGUGCGGACUCGCUGCUCCUGUUUUCAGUGGCCGGCUGAAGCAGGCCUGGCUGGCUCUUUCCAAAAAACUCCAGUCAGGAACAAAAGUGACGAGGAUUCUCCAGUUCAAUUUCAGUCCAACGGCAACACGGAAUUCAGUGAUUUACCACAACCAGAAGCCAGAUUUUUUACUUUGCAGGAAAAAGAAGGAUGAGGACUGCAAAGUGUCACACUACUGAAGUUAUUACUGUGAAAUCCGGCAGCCAAUGAGGAGCCGCUACAUUGGACAGUGAGGUCGAGCAUGGAAAUGGUGGGAACGAUUUGAGGCUGAAGUUGAGCUUUUUCUAACACAACACCUGCCUGGACUUGCUGAUCACACGUGUGCAGCGUCAUCAAUGUGAAAACACUGACUGAAUUCAUGCACUUCCAAAUAGGAAUUCACAUGCAAAGUGAUGGGCACCUUUUUGUGGUUUCAAACUGUAAAAAAAUUUGCACAGUGUGACAUAAUAAGUUAUCUAUUUAUAAUUCACAUAGUGUCUAUCCAACUAUCCCUCAGUUACGGAAUUCCUAUUGCACUGUCCUGUGAAUUCAAUUCCGGUGUUUGCUUUCAGCCUUCAUCCUUUGAGUGAGAUUAUGAACUGCAGUAGUUAUUUAUUUAGUUAUUGUAUCCGAAUCUCAAAUGCACAUAAAGGCAAAUCUAUAAAUCACGCUUCUUGAAUUUGAUGUCCACUUAAACUGUCUAGCUGCCAGGACACAAAGUUUUUUCUGUCAAUUUGCAAUUUGACAAACUGCUUGUAAAAUGUCACCAGAAACCCUAUGGGUAGAAAUCAAUCCCAAUUUAGAAGUAACACCAAGUGAGCCAGUCUGCACGCUGAAAAUUCAUCGAACUCAUAAAUUACACACAGUCUUCCUCUGACAUUUUGCUGUGUGUUAUGUUUGAAGUUGUACGAAGAAAUAAAAAAAGAUACACAACAAAAUGUUAUAUGUGUACAUUUCAGUCAUCAUAUGGUUGUUUCUUGAAGACCAUGUGGAUUUAAUUUAAUGCUAUAUCAAUAUUUGUUGUGAAGAAGA
Messenger RNA from Corythoichthys intestinalis (scribbled pipefish), 2523 nucleotides. It is a transcript of the gene adrb3a, whose product is annotated as adrenoceptor beta 3a. Gene Ontology annotation, molecular function: beta3-adrenergic receptor activity; epinephrine binding. The record is from RefSeq and is a predicted model, not a curated record. Gene Ontology annotation, biological process: norepinephrine-epinephrine-mediated vasodilation involved in regulation of systemic arterial blood pressure; adenylate cyclase-activating adrenergic receptor signaling pathway. Gene Ontology annotation, cellular component: plasma membrane. Lineage: Eukaryota; Metazoa; Chordata; Actinopteri; Syngnathiformes; Syngnathidae. Bases 368 to 1666 code for a protein of 432 amino acids. The transcript is spliced from 3 exons.